Molecule: messenger RNA, 3380 nt
Organism: Osmerus eperlanus (European smelt)
Lineage: Eukaryota; Metazoa; Chordata; Actinopteri; Osmeriformes; Osmeridae
Product: A-kinase anchor protein 7-like
Exons: 10
Coding region: 288-1673 (461 amino acids)
Cellular component (GO): cytosol
Molecular function (GO): protein kinase A regulatory subunit binding
Source: RefSeq, a predicted model, not a curated record
UUGCUAUCCGCUAGAAGUGUGGCUUGUAUGUAUGGUUUGUUGCUGUUCUCACAGCUAACAUAAAAAAAAUAUAUAUUAUAUAUUUGAUUAAAGGCGUUGUCAGUGCAUGUUCAGUCAACGGAACGUGCUGGUUUGUUGUGAAGAAAGCAGCCAACUAGCAAGUUAUUUACGACCAGUAAAAUCACAAAUAGAUCGGUGUGUUAAAGCAUCGCCAGACAGCGGUAUAAUGCUAAUGACUCACAGCUGUAGCUGGCCAACUUGAGUUUGGGUGUUUUUAACAGGUUGACAUGUUCGCGCGUCACAGCAUCAUCAUAUCAGUCAGAGGGAUUUGUGCGCUGCGAAGAGGGUUGGCUGCAGCCUGCAUAGCUGAAAGAGUUGCUCAAAAUCUCCACGCUGCAAACAGGUUGAAUUCAACCACAACCACUCGUCAACAUACCUUCCUACUCUCAGUGUUCGCCGGGAGACGGGUCAAGCUGACCGACAUGCUUCCGGCCAGCAUUGGCGGGGCAGGUAGCGACGCUGGGGGUCUGGAGACUGUCACGGUGCACGACUGUGGCCCGCUGUCAGUGUCAACAGGGGGAGCUGCACCGCUCCUAUCCGGACCCGGAGACUGUCAUCUGCAGCACAGAAUCAAGGAGGCAAGCGCCACAGAUGGCAAGGUGAAGAGGACCAAUCCUAGAGCCAAAAGGGCUCGGGGCCGGAGACAAAAGGAAUGUCACAGUGUGAUGUCCGAGCUGCCAUUUAGCUCUGCCCCUUCCUGGAAGGAUCUUGGAUUCACCAGCCCCGAGGAGAAGCAGAGGAAAAGGAGGAGAGGAGAGAGUGGCCCAGUGGAAAGUGAGGAGGAUGCUGAGAAGAAGAGACUGAAGAAGGAGACUCUGAGGCCAAACUAUUUUGUGUCCAUCCCCAUCACUAACAGCAAGAUCAGUGAGGUUGUAGCUGAUGUCCAGGAGGCGGUGCUUGAGAAAGACCCUAGGCUGGGGCGCGUCAUGAUACCAAUAGGAACUCUCCACCUCACUCUGCUGGUCACGCACCUGGCCAAUCAGGACCAAGUAGACCUAGCGGCGUCCGCCUUGGCCCACAUGGAGGCGGGGCUAGCGGGGUUGCUUGGGGGGCGGGACCUUGUCCUGCCAUUCUCUGGCAUCGGAACCUUCAGGAACGAGGUGGCCUUUGUGGAGCUGGUACCUGGAGGCCACACACACACCCUGGCACAGCUAGCUGACUUGACGAGGAAGGCGUUUGAGGAGAAGGGUUUGUCUGCAGGAGACAGCCGAGAUUUCAAACCUCACCUGACCUUCAUGAAGCUGUCCAGAGCUCCAAAACUACGAUCCCAGGGUGUUAAGAAGCUGGAUCCAGGGCUCUACUCGUGCUUCUCCCAGCAGUGUUUUGGAGAGGAGAGAGUGGUCAGGCUGGACCUGUGCUCCAUGUUGAAGAAGAAGACCCACGAUGGAUACUAUCACACAGACGGCUCCCUCCACCUCAAUCUAUUUCACACCACUCCUCGCGCUCGUUCAAGUGGGAAGAAGGGGGCGGAGCCAGAUGAUGCAGAGCUGCAGCGAAUCAGCAGGAAGUUGGUGGAGGAGGCGGUGUUUAAGGCUGUGCAGCAAUACAAGGAGGAAGCGCAUCAUCCGAACGGGGGCGGUCCCACAGAACACGCCACCCCCCCCCGCAGCUGACAACCUAAACACUAAUGUCAUUGCUAUGACAACAACAGACACGAACCCCAGCAAGUGACCGUGGGUCAUCCAGCCAGCCAGACCCAGAGGCUUAAACAGCCAGCAAGCAAGCCAGCUAACCAGCCAGCCAGCUAACUAGCCAGCCAAAUCUAUACUCUAAGGCUUGACAAGUUUACUAACAGCUAACCAGUCAGCUGGCUGAUCAGUCUGUCAGUUAACCAGUCGCCCAGCUAACUAGUCAGCCAGGUAAUCAGUCAGCCAUCUAAGUAGUAGAGUUGACAGGAAGAGUGGAGUGCCCAGCGUAGGAGGAGUUGAAGGAGAACUGAAGACCUUUUGGAUUACUGACCCUUCAAUACAGCUGUACUGUCUCUGUUUCCCUGACUGCACACCACCUCCCCCAAUCCCUCUGUCUUAUUGGGCUGACCCCAGACCAGACACCCCAGACCAGGCACCCCAACCUGACCCCAGACCAGACACCCCAGACCAGGCACCCUAACCUGACCCCAGACCAGACACCCCAGACCAGGCACCCCAACCUGACCCCAGACCAGACACCCCAGACCAGGCACCCCAACCUGACCCCAGACCAGACACCCCAGACCAGACACUCCAACCUGACCCGAGACCAGACACCCCAGACCAAACCCUGGGUCUGGAGGAACAGCAGAUUCCUCUCCAGGUCAGAGGUUAGUGUACAUCUACAUCCACCUGAUGCUGUGCUAAGACAAUCACCUAGCUAGAACAGCUGAACCCUGACUCCUGACCUCUAACCCCUUACAUCCUAACCUUUCACUACAUAAUAGUAGUGUGUGCGGCAGACCUGAAGCUGUACCCACUGUCUGAUCAUGCACACUCUAAAAACCUAACAACACGCUGUGAGCCAUGUUUACAUCCUUUCUUACCCCUGUAUCCUCCUGGGCUGAGCUGUCAUGAGGAGGAUGAAGAUGGUGACAAGGAUGAGAGUUUGGUGUGUGUUUGUUUAUCUUUUGUGGGACAUAUAGUAUUUCUUAUUCUCUAAAAGACUAGAGGAAGGACAGGGUUUUUUUCCACACUUUGAAGAAUUAGUCUGGAGAUUUCUGGGUAAUGGAGUUUGACUGCUCCUUGCUGGACUCACUCCACCAUUACAGUGGUCAGCACAAGGUGAGCAGAGCUAGACCUAGCAAGAACACUACACACAGGACAUGCUACAGACAAUGCUGUUGAAUUAAGAGGAAGGCUUUAGUACCACAAACUGUAAAGUACAUUUUAUAUUUACCAAGAGUGAUUUUUAACACACAAAAAAAAUCUGUUUCUGUGCAAAACAAGAGCAACAUUUAAUGCAUUUUGGUUUUUAUUCAUUUUUAUAUGAUUUAAUUUCUGAAGAAACCAAGGCUAAAAUAACCACUAGUGAAGUGGCCUUAAUCUUGGAUUAUGAGACAGUGCUGGGUGUCAGACCUGGCUGGAAGGUCCUUUCAGUUCCUCCCUGUACUAUCACCACCAGAACCUUAACCUGUCUGUCCACCCUGACACAUGCUGUGUGUGUGCCUGUGCGUGUUAAUUGUUCGAAUGUUAGUUUUUGUAUGUAAGUGUGUGUGUUGCUCGGGUGGGUGUCAUAGUGUGGAAGGGUGUGAAUCAAAGCAUGUGUGUAUUAAGGUGUGUGCAUCAUUGUGUGUAUCAUGUUCAGCCACAUUUGACAAAUAAAAUCAGUAAAUGAAGUUGGAGCCAAUA